AUGGCUGAGGGCAACGGAGUUCUGAUAAUUGGGGAAACUCUGGGGGACGAACUAACCCUGGCCUCCCAGGAAGUCUUGGCUGCCGGCCGGAAAAUGGCCGAUGACCUGGGCCAGGAGUUGGCUAUCGGAAUAUUUGGGGACGUGGGAGGGGAUAUUGCCCAGUCCGCCAUUGCACAGGGAGCCGACAAAGUAUAUUCGGUAACCAGUCCCAUGCUGGCCGACUUCCAGGUGGAGCUUUACCUGGCCGCUGCCGAGACCCUCUGCAAGGAGACCAGCCCGUCUAUUGUCUUGAUAGCUCGCACUAACCAGGGCCGGGAAGUUGCCCCCCGUCUGGCAUUCCGCCUGGGCGUUGGUCUGGCCCAGGACUGCCUUGAAGUGUCUGCCGACGCUGCCACCGGUAGGCUCCUGGCUAACCGACCAGUUUAUGGCGGCAAUGCUGUCGCUGUCGUGAGCUGCAAUCAGACUCCCCAGGUGGCAGCUGUCCGUCCCAAGGUUUACGUACCCUUGGAACCUGAUGCGUCCCGUCAGGGUGAGGUGGUCUCCUUCCCCGUGGAUCUCGACGACUCGAUUGUCCGGAGCAGGGUGAUUGAGGUGGUGAAGGAAGAGGCUGAGGGUGUCAAGCUGGAGGAUGCCACCAUCGUUGUGUCGGGUGGUCGAGGCUUGGGUGGUCCGGAGCCCUUUGCCCAACUGGAAGAGUUGGCCAAGCUGCUCGGUGGCGCAGUGGGAGCAUCCAGGGCCGCCGUUGACUCUGGCUGGGUUCCCGCUAGCUACCAGGUAGGUCUGACGGGCAAGACCAUUACUCCGGAUCUGUACAUCACCAUAGCAAUCUCUGGAGCCAGCCAGCACAUGGCCGGAUGCUCCGGGUCCAAAGCCAUAGUCGCCAUCAACAAGGACGCAGAGGCCAACAUUUUUAAGGAAGCCCGCUACGGUGUUAUUGGCGACUGGGAAAAGGUUCUUGCGGCAAUGACGGAAACUGUAAGGGAGUUAGUGCAGGAGUAA
Geodia barretti is the source of this 999-nucleotide messenger RNA. NCBI's taxonomy places the organism in Eukaryota, Metazoa, Porifera, Demospongiae, Tetractinellida, Geodiidae. The record is from the annotation of a GenBank genome assembly.